Molecule: messenger RNA, 216 nt
Organism: Babesia bigemina
Lineage: Eukaryota; Apicomplexa; Aconoidasida; Piroplasmida; Babesiidae
Exons: 1
Coding region: 1-216 (71 amino acids)
Source: RefSeq, a predicted model, not a curated record
AUGGGUGCCCGCAUGGAUGGCACCAGUAGCGCUCGGCAACAGGAAAGGGAGGAGCCCUCAACCAAAUUCAGCGUGAGGCGGCAGCAACGCCAAACCGAGAACCGGCUCAAGGCACGUAGCCACAUCGCACAAUAUAGGAUACGACAACAUAAUAAUAACAAGCAGUGCUGUAUCACGUUGAGCAAGUAUUUGAACCAAAAUAUGAACAUGGUAUGA